This is a messenger RNA of Diaporthe batatas, 1319 nucleotides long. RefSeq lists its product as uncharacterized. The record is from RefSeq and is a predicted model, not a curated record. The transcript has a single exon. The coding region runs from base 193 to 807 and encodes 204 amino acids. Lineage: Eukaryota; Fungi; Ascomycota; Sordariomycetes; Diaporthales; Diaporthaceae.
GCUCCUCACACGCACCUUCCUUGGGACACUGCCUCCCUGAAACUUCAAUUGAGCCUUUGAUUCAAGGUGUCGCCCAGUAGAUCGACUGCCUUCAUUGGUAUUGGGUCCGAGUACCUCCCCGCAUCAGAUUUUUUUUUUCUUGUAAACACUGCACUGCUCGCUCUCCUUACCACCUGACCUCCGUCUGGAAAAAUGGCCUCGGCCCAACGCGAUGAGCCCAAGAUGGUCGACCAUACUACCGGAGUAAAGCCAGAGCCACCGCCGGAGGACGAGGUUCCUCCUCUCACCCAUGUUAUCCCGACUAUUUUCGUGCCGCUCACGGAUGAUUUCUUAAAACCGAUAGAACCGGCGAAAGACAGAGUUGAGCGCAUGCAGCGGAUGAAGACGAGCCUGGACGCCAACGAGGCGAAGGUGCGGGACAACAUCAACUGGAUUUACGAGCGCGAGGCGCGACGGCACGUCACGGAGGCUCAGAAGGCCGGCACGCUGUCUCAACCCCGUGACCUGGCUCCUUUCGCCUGGGAGGAGGCAGACCGGCACCUUGCAAACAUUGCAGCACCGGCGAACCCAGGCGUCUCCUACCACCUACCGCCCGAGAAGAUCGCCGAGUUCCAGCGCUACGAUCAGCAGAAUGCCGGCCAGCUGCCUCCGGACGGCCUGUCUCCUCAUGAGAGAUUAGCUCGGGAGGUGCUUGCCAUUGCCCAACGGGGGGUCAGGGACAUGGAGGAGUACAGCACGUGCCACAUCAAAUCUAUUCGCGAUCAACUCGACAACAGCAUCGAGAGGGAGAAGCGGGCACAUGCUUGAUAGGCGGCGCUGGCUUCUUGCCACACUGACUGGACAAUGAGGCAACAUCGCAAGCAGUGUGAUGGUGCAAUUGCAAGGAUUUGCACACUACAAAUAUUUUUGGCUGGUGCCGUGCGCCGGGGGGCCUCACCAUUCAAUGACUGCCCUGUCAAUUGAAAUUGUGGCAGGUUUCUGGAUCAUCGUGGGUUUUGUAGAUGGAGUGAUGGCUCGCUCUGGUGUUGGAGAAUACUUAGUAUGCUCGCUGCCCAGGUAGAGAGGGUUGGUUAUCGGGCAUUCGAUCCCAAACAUCCCCCACGACCACGCUCAUUCAUUCAAUGACAAGCUGGAUCAUCUCUCCUUAUCACAGUCGCGAGGUUGGGUGGGAUGUAACGACCGGCGGUAAGAGGCAUUGCGCAUCGAGCCAAAUUGACUCUCACAUACUUCCAUAAUCGGCGUUAAGAAUUGAUCUGGAGCACAAGAUAGAGAAGAACCCGACUGAAGCAACCAUCUCACUUGCGCAAGACAGAGCUCAA